Messenger RNA from Talaromyces amestolkiae, 1731 nucleotides. RefSeq lists its product as uncharacterized. Gene Ontology annotation, molecular function: transmembrane transporter activity. Lineage: Eukaryota; Fungi; Ascomycota; Eurotiomycetes; Eurotiales; Trichocomaceae. Gene Ontology annotation, cellular component: membrane. The coding region runs from base 1 to 1731 and encodes 576 amino acids. The record is from RefSeq and is a predicted model, not a curated record. Gene Ontology annotation, biological process: transmembrane transport. The transcript is spliced from 7 exons.
AUGCUCGCCAAACGAAAUGGGCGGUCCUGGUACCAGUGGUACGCAGAGACCGAUACACCACAGGAGCGAAAGCUCAUCUUCAAACUCGACCUACUCAUUGUCCCAUAUGCAUUCGUGGGUUUCUGGAUCAACUACAUUGACUCCUCCAACAUCAGCAUGGAGUUUUUAUGGGGUAUAUUCACUCUGUUGCAAUAUCGGGCCACCACGUAUUCGGAGCUUAUGGCAUAUCGAUUUUUCAUUGGAUUAUUUGAGGCUUCAUUCUUUGUCGGUGUGCAUUACGUUCUUGGGUCUUGGUAUCGAGCAGAUGAGUUAGGACGUCGUGGUGGGAUCUUCUAUAUCGGUUUAACUCUUGGAUCCCUCACUGCAGGUUUGAUUCAAAGUGCAGCCUCUGCAAAUCUCGAAGGCGUGGCUGGKCUAGCAGGCUGGCGGUGGCAAUUCAUUAUCGUCGCUCUAAUGACAUUCAUCGUCGCCAUCGCGGGUUUCUUCAUCUGGCCCGGCACGCCAGACAUACCCAACAAGCUCUUCCUCAGCGACGAGGAAGUUUGUCUUGCACAAGAGAGAAUGAAUAAAAACGGCACCGGCGAAAGCAACGCCAACACACCAAAAUUCUCUCUGGGUCUCCUCCGUGCCAUUUUCACCAAUUGGCGAGUAUAUGUGCUGACAAUUUGGAACAUCCUAUUCUGGAAUAGCGAUCCCCAACCUUGGGGCGGUUACCUACUCUGGAUCGAAAGCUUGAACCGCUACUCAACAGCCGAGGUCAACCGCAUCGGCGCCUCAGCUCCUGGCAUCGGAAUCUUGUACGUGCUAUUCAUUAACUUCAGCUCCGACCUCUGGCUCGGUCGAACUGCGUCAAUAGUGCUCGCGCACAUCGUAAACAUCACCAGCAUGACGAUCCUAGUUGUAUGGAACGUGCCUGAGUCCGCGAAAUGGUUCGCCUUUAACAUUUACUUCUUCGACAUUGCUAUGAGUAGUGUUUUGUAUGGCUGGGCAAACGACAUUCUCAGGCACGAUAAGCAGCAGCGAGCGAUUGCAACUGACACCGACACAGUCACCACCAGCGGCAUUGCUACCACAACUGUUACACCUACCAUUGUCAAGACCGUCACUGAAACAUGGAUCCUACCGACCCCUAGCGCCUACAGAGGCGUAAACUAUUACCAAUACCUAAACGACUACUUCUACCCCGACGGCGACCAAGGCUGCCUAACCUGCGGCUAUGGCGGCGGAGGCUACGAAACCGCAGACUGGAACGGUAACUACAGCUACUACACAAACGGCACAACGCAACAGAUCAACUUCGAGUCUGAGAACUACCCCAGCUACUCCACAAUCUUGUGCCAAUUACCAGGCCAACCCGCUGCAACUGAUUGCUCGCAAUGGACCGUGGUGUUCCAGGGCUAUCUGCACGCCACUCAAACAGGGAACUAUACCCUUGCCCCUGAUCUGCUUGAAGACAACGCUCUGUUCUUCUGGGGUGGGGAGAAAGCAUAUAGCAGCUACGAGAAUAACAAUACCGACGGAGGCGUUAGUUAUACGCAACCGGCUGGUCUUCCGCAUACAUUUGCUUAUGAGAUGGUGGCUGGCGAGUUUUUACCGAUUACAUUUAUUUAUGCGAAUGGAUAUGGGCCGGCUUUGAAUAGAUUGACGAUUACGAGUCCUAAUGGGACUACGUAUCCGGAUGAUUUGAACUUUUUUGUGCCGCCGUGCCCAAACAGUCCUUUUGUGCCAUAG